AUGAUAAUGAUGAUGAUGAUGAUGAUGAUGAUGAUGAUGAUGAUGAUGAUGAUGAUGAUGAUGAUGAUGAUGAUGAUGAUGAUGAUGAUGAUGAUGAUGAUGAUGAUGAUGAUGAUGAUGAUGAUGAUGAUGAUGAUGAUGAUGAUGAUGAUGAUGAUGAUGAUGAUGAUGAUGAUGAUGAUGAUGAUGAUGAUGAUGAUGAUGAUGAUGAUGAUGAUGAUGAUGAUGAUGAUGAUGAUGAUGAUGAUGAUGAUGAUGAUGAUGAUGAUGAUGAUGAUGAUGAUGAUGAUGAUGAUGAUGAUGAUGAUGAUGAUGAUGAUGAUGAUGAUGAUGAUGAUGAUGAUGAUGAUGAUGAUUUGGAUGAUGACGAUAAUCGAUUUUGUAUUUAAUAAAUUAAGAACAUGUAUUAUGUAUGUUAUUGACAGGAUUCAUUCCUUUUUGAAAUGUACUCCGGACAUACAACAAUGUGUAUGA
This is a messenger RNA of Schistosoma mattheei, 474 nucleotides long. NCBI's taxonomy places the organism in Eukaryota, Metazoa, Platyhelminthes, Trematoda, Strigeidida, Schistosomatidae. The record is from the annotation of a GenBank genome assembly.